Akanthomyces muscarius is the source of this 513-nucleotide messenger RNA. RefSeq lists its product as uncharacterized. The transcript has 3 exons. NCBI's taxonomy places the organism in Eukaryota, Fungi, Ascomycota, Sordariomycetes, Hypocreales, Cordycipitaceae. The record is from RefSeq and is a predicted model, not a curated record. The coding region runs from base 1 to 513 and encodes 170 amino acids.
AUGGCGUCCUCUCCAGCAGCUGGCGCACGCGUAAUCGCAGACCAAAUCGACCCUUCGCUGCCGGAGCUAUCAUCCCCCGCGUCAACUGCUGUGCCUCCAGCGCCUCGGCAAAGCUCGCAGCGCAGCCCGUCUAAUUCCAGUGCUAAUCUUUCCGGGCAUCGACAGAGCUUCGCUGAGAACAUGCGCGCUAUGCCGGCUUCCCCUCGACACCGACCCCCUUCGCUGACGCAAGCUGCCGUUCAAGAGCUGAUGAACAACCCACCAACGAAAAAGCACGGCAAUUCCAAAUUCACUGGUCGGGAUUGGAGUGACAUCACAAUUGGCGAACUCGUUUCCCCAGACGAUGUCUGCUGGGUCGAGCUAGACGACAGCGUCGAGGAUGCGACGAAGAUGCUGCUGAAAAGUCGAACGAAUGUCGUACUCGUCCGCGACUCCAAGACCUCGAAUAGCGUCACUUCUACUUUCGAUUAUAGCGAUCUGAAUACGCUCAACAGGGCCAAAGCAUACCUCUAA